AUGGCUCACUGCGAGCGGGCUUCGAAGCCCCUGCUCCAAUGCCUUCGCAACACCUAUUCGCGAGGCAUUGCUGGAACCCAACUCCAGACGCGAGCCUUCCAGUCGACUGCUAGCGUCAAAGAAGCCGAAGCUGAAGCACCAAGCCAACCCUUCCACAAGGCACCUGAUCCUUCUCUUGUGACGAGCCCCCGGUUAGAGAGACGUUUGCUGCGACAGGGUACCGCCCCUAUUGGAUCUCGUCGUCGACGUGCCGCGCUCCAGGACUCCGCCAACAUUCCUUUCGAACAACUGCCUUACCAAUGUUUCCAGGAAGCUCGGAAGGUUCUCCUCGCCGACCGCGAAGAGAAAUUGAAGGAAAUUGAGACUAUGAGACAGCGCCUUGCACGACAGGAGGCUCUGUCUGUUGAAGAGGCCGGAGGAGAGAAGGCGAAGAAGUCCCGUGUCACGGCCAUGCAAUUACACCUGGAACGCCUCAAGAUCCUGGCCGAUAUUAACGAUCCUUUGGUGAAGCGCAAUUUCGAGGAUGGUGAAGGCGACAUGUCCAAGCCCAUCUACCGCUUUUUGGCCGACCGCAAAUGGCGUGAGUAUCGCCGCAAGAUUCUUGUCCAGCGUAUUACCCAAAUGAAGGUCAUUCCCGAUGUCUUGCCUCACUGCGACCCCGUUGUGGACACCAGGAUGUACUUCGGCAAGCGCCAGGUUCAGGCUGGUGAAUAUGUCGAUGCCAGAGCCAGCACAAGCGCACCAAAAUUGGACAUUCAACUCUUCGAGGGUGGUGAAAAGCUUGUCACCAUUGCAAUUGUUGACCCGGAUAUCCCAAACGUUGAGACCAACAGCUUUGAUUAUAAGACACACUUCCUCGCCGUGAACGUGCCCAUCUCGGCCACCUCCACCAAGGUCGAUCUCUCUCAGCUUUUGGAAGACUCUCAGGUAGUUCUUCCCUGGCUGCCACCUGUUGCUCAGAAGGGUAGUCCCUACCACCGUCUAUCUGUCUUCAUCAUGGAGCAGAAGAACUCUCGCCCCCUCAACUUCGAGGCCAUCAAGACCAAGGAGACUAGCCGCGAUGUCACUCUCCGCACCCUCCAGGCCAGCUACCACCUCAAGGCCAUUGGUGCUCAUCUGUUCCGUACCCAAUGGGACGACACGACCCUGGAGGUCAUGAAGGAGAUCGGAUUCGACGGUGCCAGCGUGGAGCUGCGCCGCGCACGGGUCGAGCCUCUGCCAUAUAAGAGACGUAACCCCUCGUCUUUCCGCUAA
Messenger RNA from Penicillium antarcticum, 1254 nucleotides. Its product is annotated as mitochondrial 54S ribosomal protein mL38. The coding region runs from base 1 to 1254 and encodes 417 amino acids. The record is from RefSeq and is a predicted model, not a curated record. The transcript is spliced from 2 exons. Lineage: Eukaryota; Fungi; Ascomycota; Eurotiomycetes; Eurotiales; Aspergillaceae.